AUGCAGGAGGCGCCAGAGGUUCGUGCACCAAGGCCAAAGAAGACGGCAGCUGCACCCGCCCCCGCAGCACCCCCCCGGACGGAGACAACUUCUGCACCCCCCUCCCGUCCUGCUCCAAGCGCCCCCGCUCCCGCCCCCCCCCAAACACCUGUUGCUACCAGGCAGGCCCCCUCAACCCCUCAAACUCCCACAGCCGUCAAAAAGCCCCCCCCAACCCCUCAAACACCGCCGGCUGCUGCUCGCUCCCCCCCUCCGGCUGCCCCUAAAGUUGCCCCCCGGGUACCAGAAACUGCCACCUCGGCACCCCCCCGAGACGCAGGCCCUGCGGCGCCCCCGGUUGCUGUCCCCCAAGCUCAACCGGCCCCUGUUGCUGUAACAACGCAGGCGCAGCAGGGCCCCCCCAAACAGAAACUGGUGACAAAGUACGGAUUCCCUCUGGUGAAGGAACGGCUGCCGUACUCGGAGCUGUUGAAAGACGGGGGGCGCAACGUUCGGGCGAUCUACCACUUCCACGACCUGCGAGGCGACGUUGGAAAACUUCCGUUUCAGGAGAGUCGGUUUAACGACCUGCCCCCCGGGGUGCGGAUUGACGGCAGCCGGAAGAGUCUGGGAUUGAUGCAGAACUACGUCCCGGAAGAGGAGGUUAUGGCUGAGCAGCCCGUGAGAGUGUUAGUCGCUCUUUCCGAUGAAGAAAAGGUGGUUAGGGCGACGCUUCCCCCUGUAAAAUACAACCCGGGGUUUUGGAAGGAGUUUGCGGAUGCGAAGUUGCAGUAUAAGCUGAUCGAGACGAUCGACCCGUAUAAGCGGGCGGCCGAGCGGCGGCUGGUUACGGAGGACACGGGCGCGGAGAAGGCGUUUGCGGGGGAGGGCAUGAGCGAGAACUUCCGGGCGUUCAGUUUCCCCAUCGCCCUGGUUCUCAUCGUGAUCAUCUACCAGGGUAUCGCGAGACUGCAAAAGGCGCGCGUGGACCAGGAGGAGCGGCAGCGGGUGAAAGACUUCCAGAAGCAGAGGCGCGCGUUGGCGCAAAUCGCCGAUACGCUCGGGUAUAACGUAUCCGUCGAGGAGGUGGAGCAGAUGCAGAAGGAGUUUAUGAACUCGUCGAACGAGCAACUAGGGUUGGAGACGACGGGCGAUGACGUGCAGGACAGGAAGAUCAGGGAGCAGGCGUCGCAGAACUUGGACCUCGUCGUCGGCUCAAGGUUCAAGAAGUCGGGCGCCAAAAAGUAUGCAGCCACCGACCGGAAAAAGUCGAAGUAUCGGCAACGGCUUCAGCCUGUGACCCUAGACGACGUCGCAGGUAUCGAUCAUUUGAAAAAGGAGGUGGUUGACAUCGUGGCCAUGCUCAAGCAACCCCAAAAGUGGCUGGACCGCGGCAUCAAAAUCCCAACCGGUAUCAUCCUGUUCGGCCCCCCCGGUUGCGGGAAGACGCUCCUAGCGAAGGCCAUCGCGGGAGAGGCGGGCUUCGCCUUCUUUUCGACAUCGGCGUCUCAGUUCGUGGAAAUCUUCGCGGGCGUGGGUGCCGCCCGUAUUCGGGACCUGUACUAUGACGCUCUCAUCAACGCCCCAGCCAUCGUAUUCAUCGACGAGAUUGACGCCAUUGGGCGGCAAAGGGGAUCGAAAGACAGUGGAGGAGAGGAGCGCGAUCAAACCCUGAACCAGUUGCUGGUGAGUUUAGACGGCUUUUCGGGGACCGGUCAGGUGGUGACUAUCUGCGCGACCAACCGUAUCGACACGCUCGACAAGGCGCUGACGCGCCCGGGGCGGUUCGACCGCAAGCUGUGCGUGGAGCUGCCGAGCUUUGAGGACCGAAUAAAGAUCCUAAAGGUGCACUGCAAAAACAAGCCCAUCGCUAGUUACAUCAACUGGUACGAUCUCGGGGGCGCCACCGCGGGCAUGUCGGGCGCCGCCAUUGCAAACGUCGUCAACACGGCCGUGUUGGAGUCGAUCCGGCAAGGGAAGGACGAGAUCACGACGAUGGACCUGGUAAACGCCGCUCGCCAGGAGAGCGACGGCUACCAGCUGGCGGCGCCGAUCCCCGACGUCCGGAAGCUGGGCUACGCGAUUGAGUGCGCGGCCAAGAUUGUCAUGGCUAUGAACACGAUGGACUUUACAAAAGUCACAGCGAUGUCGUUCUAUCAGACGAACGAGGGGGAGGACGCCAUCGAAGAUGCCCACAUGGACCGGAUGCGCAUGUUUAUGCUGCACGAAGGGGCCGGGUGGCACUUUGACUACAUCUCAAUUCUGCUCGCCCCUCGUGCCGUGGAUGACUUGUACAAUGGCGGCCUAGACAAUUUGAGUGCAGCGAGCUUCCUGCAUACGGACGAGGCCCGGACGCAGGCUCGGGUUAUGGUCCAAACCGGGCUGAUUGACCCGGACGUCCCGAACUACGACCUGAACGUGCUCUACCCGCACCACAUAUGGGAGCUGCAAGACGUCCAGAUGGCCGUCAUUCUUGAGGCCGCAUACAAGCGGUGCCAAUCGGUGUUGAAAGAGAACGUGACGCUAAUCAACGCGCUCGCAUACGCGUCGAUGGAGGAGAAGGUAUUGCUGGAGGAGCGCAUCCACGAGCUGGCCGACAAGUACGGCAACUUCGAGGAGCGGCGGCCGACCCUUUUCCGGAUACGCGACGCUCGGCUGGAGCUGUGCGAUCCGGAGGUGCGCCGCGUCGCGCCCAAGAUCGAGGAGCCGUGGCACGGGCUCGACCCGCAAGUCUGGCUCGAGUACCGGGAAACCCACUUCAACCUGGUGCAAGACUCGCUCUGGGAGAAGAUGCGGCAAGAGCGCGCGAUCGAAGAGAACGAGCGCGCGGCGCUCUCGCGGCGCGUGCAGCGCGUCUCGGCAUUACGAGAGGAGGGGGGCGCGGGGGGGUCCAGUACUAUGGCGGUGAUGGAGCGGGACGAUGGGAAUGGGGGGGAGCGGAGACGGUUGCAGGAGGGGGGGGGACGCGGGUGA
Messenger RNA from Klebsormidium nitens, 2952 nucleotides. The record is from the annotation of a GenBank genome assembly. NCBI's taxonomy places the organism in Eukaryota, Viridiplantae, Streptophyta, Klebsormidiophyceae, Klebsormidiales, Klebsormidiaceae.